Messenger RNA from Schistosoma turkestanicum, 2151 nucleotides. The record is from the annotation of a GenBank genome assembly. Lineage: Eukaryota; Metazoa; Platyhelminthes; Trematoda; Strigeidida; Schistosomatidae.
GUAGCGUUUAAAAUAUCCGGACUAACGUAACGCAUUCGAAACUUUACGCUACCAUCUUCUAACUCCGAUUAUCAGUUUGCCUUAAUCUCAUGUUUGUAUCAUUCCCGAUUGUUCUCCGACCCUUUCUCAAUGAAAUAUCUGGAAAAUAAUGCAAAAUAAGAUAAAAUUUGCCUUUAAUUUCAUUCACAGCUUUAAAAGGGCAGCAGAAAAACGUUUAAAGCCUCAUUUCGAUCAGCGUAAUUUCGCCAAUGUUCUUGGCAUAGAAACGAGUUGUGAUGAUACAGGUGCAGCUGUUAUAGAAACAUCAGGAAAACUGCUUGGGGAUUGUCUGUCUUCACAAUCAAAAAUUAGUGUUAUGUAACGAAAAUAGUCACUGAUCUUUAAACAUUUUUUUAAGGUUAGGUGGUGUACUACCACCUAUUGCAGCUGAACUUCACAAGGAAAAUAUCGAGUCAGUUGUAAAUACUGCUAUAGCCAAGUCUAAUAUUGGAUUUCAGGUACUUUUGUUCAUAAUUUUACUGUAAGUAAUUGAUCUUUUUGUUAGGAUUUAAAUUAUGUUGCUGUCACAGUAAAACCAGGUAUGCCAUUAUCUCUAAAGGUUGGAGUUAGUUUUGCUAAAUCUUUAGCGAAUCAAUUGAAGAUUCCUAUCAUACCGAUUGAUCACAUGGAGGCUCAUGCACUGACAGCUUUGUUUACAGAUUCUCAGUUAAAAUUUCCCUAUGUAAUCCUUUUAAUAAGUGGUGGUCAUGGCAUUUUGGGCAUUGUUCAAGGUUUGGAAGAUUAUGUUUUACUAGGUACAGCGUUAGAUGCCUCUCCAGGUGAUAUACUUGAUAAACUUUCUAGGCGUCUAAGAUUAAAUCGUUUGUCAGAUGAACGUUUAAAAGGUGUCGCGGGUGGUAAAGCGAUCGAAAUAGUUUCACAAGCGUAUAAUGGUAAUCAUAAACGCUUCGACCUACCUUUGCCACGUUCACAAUCUAAAGACUGUGAUUUCUCAUUUACUGGAAUCCAUGUAGCCGCAGAACAAUUGAUCAGUAAAUUAGAAUCCACAAGUCGCGAUAGUGGAUGCAGUUUAUCAAUUCAAGACAUUGCUGAUAUUUGUGCAUCUGUGCAGUUCUGUAUGACACGAUUAAUCUGUCGGCGUGUACAACGCGCCAUUGAAUAUUGUUUAUUGAACAAUGAUUGUAGAUCCAGUGUAAUUAGAGAUUAUCCUACAGCUUUGGUUGUUUCUGGUGGAGUUGGCUCCAAUCAUGUUAUUCGUGCCGGUCUAAUGGAAGUAGCUAAUCAUUAUAAAUUGAAAUUUGUUGCUCCUCCACCAAAUCUAUGUACUGAUAAUGGAAUUAUGAUCGCAUGGAAUGGAUAUUUACUUCAAAAAGAAAAGUCUUCUCGUAUCAUAAACGAUGUCUCUUCUGUGGAUUUCUGUCCAAGAUCUAGAUUUGGUGUUGAUUGUCGAGAUGAACUAAAACAAGCCAGCAUUUCCAUUGAACCAAUUAAAUUACCAGAUACAAUUUUUCAAUCAUCAAAUACCUGAUUUCUUAUUUAAACGUAGAAAUAUGUGUUUUGAUGAAUAAUAAUAUGUAUAUAAAAUCAAAAGUAAUUGAAAACAUUUUAUUAUGUAAUAUUGACUAAAUACAAUGAAAUUUAUUCAAAGAACUUUUGUUUAAAUUCAACCGAAUAGGUUUCACAGUAGUUACAACGUACAUCAAUAGAUAAUCAGUUGAACUGAACUCUCCACAUACAGCACUUUUGAUGUUUCUGUCAGUAUUGCAUAAGCGAAUUCAAUAAAAAAAAGUACAUUUUCUGGUCGUAUAUCGUGACUGUAAAUGGAUUUAAUUGUCUUCAACUGGAUGACGAUAUCAAAACAAGUCUAAUGGACUGUUCCUAAGUGUAAAAUGUUUUAGUUUUACGAUGUAACGUGUAGCUCGAUUGUUUCACCGAAUACGUGACGUAUAAAUCUCAGGAGAGUAUGCAAGUCCUGACUAAAUCAAUUUUAUUUCUUCCUUAUUGCUCAAUCAAAACCUGGCGGUAAAUACUGAAACAAAUCAUUACGUCCAAACCACUGACUGAUCUCUGUCUGAUGUUCAGAGAAAUUACUUCAUUUGUGAUGCCUCCAAAUUCACUAACAACAAUUAGGACAGCGCUUGUCAUUGAAGG